Cuscuta europaea is the source of this 308-nucleotide messenger RNA. NCBI's taxonomy places the organism in Eukaryota, Viridiplantae, Streptophyta, Magnoliopsida, Solanales, Convolvulaceae. The record is from the annotation of a GenBank genome assembly.
ACUUGAAGAAGAACAGGAAAAAGAGAGGCCAUGUGAGCGCCGGCCAUGGUCGUAUCAGGAAGCACCGGAAGCAUCCAUCGGGUCGCGGUAAUGCCGGAGGAAUGCACCACCAUCGGAUCCUCUUCGACAAGUACCAUCCUGGAUACUUCGAAAAGGUUGGUAUGAGGUAUUUCCAUAAGCUCCGGAACAAGUUCUACUGCCCUACUCUCAACAUCGAUAAGCUCUGGUCACUCGUCCCUAAGGAAGUCAGAUCCAAAGCUCCCAAGGACAAAGUUCCGAUGAUUGACGUCACGCAAUUCAGAUACUUU